CUUUUCAAAGAGUUGCUUAUCGCUCUCCUCCCUUUGUUGCUGUCGUUUUUCCAAAAGAACUUUUGAGGAUAAAAACAAAGCAGACGCCUCGAACGGCCUUUUGAUUUUGGGGAUAUCUGUUGAUUGACGAUUGAAACGCUAAACAUACACAAUCAAACGCAUCCCAACAACAACCGUGUUCAUCAAAUCUAUUUUCUGACUAUAAAAGCCUCGUUUCGAUUCACGGCUUUCCUUCCUACAUUUGCAUAUUACAAAGGGAAAAAAGGAUGCUAAACGAGCUAUCAGCCGCAUCGACGUUUCUCGCAUCACAUCUGCCAUCGUCAACUCCCGCUGCGACUCGGGCACGUUUCCAAUCCGUCCUGUCCUCAAGAAUGCAAUCGAAAUUUUCUCAGCAUUGGGACCCGUCGCAUCCAUUGCGAGGAAAUGGGUUCCGCGCCAUUUCGAUUCUCGGUGGACGCGUCGAUGCUCUAAUUGUCGACGCUGCUGAGGACGCGGGUGUACAGCAGCACUCUCUCGACAAGGCUUUUCCAGAUGAGUUUGUACUGUGGACUGACCCUGGGUCUGUGUCUUACAGAGUCGGUGAGAGAGCAUAUCCUGUCACAGUUUGGGAAGACAAGGGCGUGAGCCAAAGCUCAGACGCAAGAAAAGGUGGGCGAACAAGUCCUGUGACCGUGACCAUUAAAGCACCUCCCCAAGCGCCUACUUCACAGCCGCAACCCGCUGUGGAGCGCUUGUCGACCUCAUCAAAAGGCAAUACGCCGUCUGCAGCGCCAUAUACCGUUCCCCAGCCCAUACUGGUCUCUUGAGAAUGCCAUAGCUGGGUUGUUACCUUUUCCCUGUAAAUGUUACGUUUUCCGCUUGUUCUUGAUAUUUUGCAUGUUGAUGAGUUUAGAGAUGUAGUUUGCCUAGUUUCACUGUUAUUUUUUAGAUUCUUUUCUUGAACAUAAUAUAAAGCAUUUGGAUAUCCAACUGAAAUGAGAAAGGAUCAUCGUUGGGUGUAUGUACAAUAUAUUCGAUGAUGUCCUUAUAAAUCCUAA
Molecule: messenger RNA, 1037 nt
Organism: Spizellomyces punctatus DAOM BR117
Lineage: Eukaryota; Fungi; Chytridiomycota; Chytridiomycetes; Spizellomycetales; Spizellomycetaceae
Exons: 1
Coding region: 267-806 (179 amino acids)
Biological process (GO): negative regulation of cell population proliferation; negative regulation of mitotic cell cycle
Cellular component (GO): nucleus; cytoplasm
Source: RefSeq, a predicted model, not a curated record